Chaetomium fimeti is the source of this 989-nucleotide messenger RNA. RefSeq names its product transmembrane adaptor Erv26. Bases 224 to 898 code for a protein of 224 amino acids. The record is from RefSeq and is a predicted model, not a curated record. Lineage: Eukaryota; Fungi; Ascomycota; Sordariomycetes; Sordariales; Chaetomiaceae. The transcript is spliced from 4 exons. Gene Ontology annotation, biological process: endoplasmic reticulum to Golgi vesicle-mediated transport. Gene Ontology annotation, molecular function: COPII receptor activity. Gene Ontology annotation, cellular component: Golgi membrane; endoplasmic reticulum membrane; COPII-coated ER to Golgi transport vesicle.
CCGGAGACGUCAUGAACCUUGCCAGUGAGCGGCAUUCGCAAGUGCUCAGCCUUCCAUCCAAUGGCUGCCAAGACGCGGCUGCCGAUCCCCUGAAUGCAUCAAUUGGCCACGCAGCCAGCUUCCACCUCCGUGGACCCUGAUUCUCUCCUUUAACCUCCCACUAUCUAGUUAUCAUGACAUGGUCUUUUCUGGCUUCUAGCUUGAAUUAACGAAUCCCGCCAAAAUGUGGAUUUUACCGCUGGUUGGCUAUCUCGGCUCUGCCGUGGGCUUUUGCUUCAUGACGCUAGCCAUAGCAUCUGGCCUUUACUACCUAUCCGAGAUCGUCGAAGAACAUACCGUGAUUGCGAAGCGCCUCCUCACAAAACUGAUUUACUCCAUCAUGGUCCUACAACUGAUCCUCUGCGUCGUCGACCGUUUCCCCUUACUCCCCACCGCUCUGGGUAUCUUCUCCCACUUCAUCUACCUCGGAAACAUGCGGCGAUUCCCCUUCGUCAAGCUCACGGACCCGCUCUUCUUGGCUUCAUGUGUUCUCGUUCUCGUGGACCACUACGUUUGGUUUAAGCAUUUCUCCCACCACCAGGAGCGCGCUUACCAAAACAUGGCUUCGUACUACGACACCCCCGACGACGUGCCCUCGUUCACCGAAAUCGCCUCCUACUUCGGCUUGUGUGUCUGGCUCGUCCCGUUUGCGCUGUUCGUCAGCCUCUCGGCGAGCGACAACAUCCUUCCGACCAUGGGUAGCGAGCCGUCAUCAUCUUCUGGGUCGGCGGGGAUAGACACUGGGAUGGCAAGGAGGCGUGGGCAGGGAAUGGCAAAGGCGCUGGUUGACAACAUCCGCGGGGCGAUCGCGGAAGGGAGUGCUCUGGUUGGGUGGAAGAAGCCAGAAGAUCGGCUUUAAGGGGCAUGUUCACUCUCAUUUUUGUGUCAGGACUGUUGGACGGGGCAUAUGAACGAUCGUGUUUUGGCUGGCUUGAUAGGAGUGAAAACCU